This is a messenger RNA of Oncorhynchus masou masou (cherry salmon), 5443 nucleotides long. Its product is annotated as serine/threonine-protein kinase 38-like. NCBI's taxonomy places the organism in Eukaryota, Metazoa, Chordata, Actinopteri, Salmoniformes, Salmonidae. Bases 552 to 1967 code for a protein of 471 amino acids. The transcript has 14 exons. Gene Ontology annotation, molecular function: protein serine/threonine kinase activity; ATP binding. Gene Ontology annotation, biological process: peptidyl-serine phosphorylation; intracellular signal transduction. The record is from RefSeq and is a predicted model, not a curated record.
UAUAAGGUUAAGGUAGGUGUGUAAAUUAUCCCUUGAGAGCGUUUGUUCCUAAAAUACUUCAGCGUUGUAGUUGUCAAGUUUAUGGGCAUGUUUGCAGCAGUAUGUACACGGGGAAGAGUCCAAGAUGUGAGCAUGAUACGAAGGAAUGUGUAGUUUCGGUGGAGAAAGUUGUGUGUUAGUUGUGGGGGUGCCCAUGGGGCUGGAGAUCAGAGGUGUCCGUUGAGAGAAGUCGUGUUGAGGUUGCUAGGGUCAGGUAGUACAGGAUGUGUCGUAUGCUGAAGCAGUGUAGAGAGAGGUAGAGGAAGAUGGGUACAGGGUGAGGAUUAAUGUGAGUAGGCAGAGACUAAUAGAGAGAGUGACCGGAAGAAGAAGCGGUGUGGCAAAUAUCAAAUCGUUGCGCUUUGCCUUGUUGGCCACCAAGCGUCAUGAUGAGUUUAAAGCGAAAGGGAAACACAAGGUUGAGCCACACACAGCCGAGCAGAGAGAGAGAAGAGAGACGUUCCUGCGAAGGAGUUUCUAAACCGCUUGGACAGACGAGCCCCUAGGUAACCAUGGCAAUGAUGGGCCAGAGUUCCUGCUCCUCGAUGAGUAACCACACCAAGGAGCGCGUGACCAUGGCCAAAGUAACCCUGGAGAACUUCUACAGCAACCUUAUUGCCCAACAUGAGGAGAGAGAGAUGAGGCAGCAAAAGUUGGAAAAGGUGAUGGACCAAGAGGGCUUGGUUGAUGAAGAGAAGUGUAUCCGGCGUUCUCAGCACGCCAGGAAAGAGACCGACUUCCUGCGUCUCAAACGAACCCGCCUGGGCCUGGAGGACUUUGAGUCCCUUAAGGUGAUUGGCCGAGGAGCUUUUGGAGAGGUGCGUCUGGUGCAGAAAAAGGACACAGGCCAUGUGUAUGCUAUGAAGAUCCUCCGUAAGGCUGACAUGCUGGAGAAGGAACAGGUGGGUCACAUCCGUGCCGAGCGAGACAUUCUGGUGGAGGCAGACAGCCUGUGGGUGGUCAAGAUGUUCUACAGCUUCCAGGACAAGAUGAACCUCUACCUCAUCAUGGAGUUCCUGCCUGGCGGUGACAUGAUGACCCUGCUCAUGAAGAAGGAUACUCUGACUGAGGAGUCCACUCAGUUCUACAUCGCUGAGACAGUGAUAGCCAUCGACUCCAUCCACCAACUAGGCUUCAUCCACAGAGACAUCAAACCUGACAACCUGCUACUAGACUCCAGGGGCCAUGUGAAGCUGUCUGACUUUGGUUUAUGCACGGGUCUGAAGAGGGCACAUCGCACGGAGUUCUACAAGAACCUCAACCACAGCCUCCCCAGUGACUUCAGUAAGCAAACAUUCAAUAACAUGAACUCAAAGAGGAAAGCAGAGACAUGGAAGAGGAACAGGAGACAGCUGGCCUUCUCUACUGUGGGCACCCCUGACUACAUCGCCCCAGAAGUCUUCAUGCAGAACGGAUACAACAAGCUCUGUGAUUGGUGGAGCCUGGGAGUCAUCAUGUAUGAGAUGCUGAUAGGCUAUCCCCCGUUCUGCUCGGAGACCCCCCAGGAAACCUACAGGAAGGUGAUGAACUGGCGGGAAACGCUGACUUUUCCCCCGGAAGUGCCCAUCUCCGAGAAGGCCAAGGACCUCAUCCUCAGGUUUUGCUGUGAAGAGGAGCACAGGAUUGGAGCGACUGGGGUGGAGGACAUCAAGGGCAACGCCUUCUUCGAAGGGGUGGACUACGACCACAUCAGAGAGAGGCCCGCUGCCAUUCCCAUCCAGAUCAAAAGCAUCGACGACACGUCCAACUUUGACGAGUUCCCAGACUCAGAUAUCCUCCAGCCAACGGCUGCCCCUGUGGUGUCUAACCAUUCUGAGGCAGACCUGAAGAACAAGGACUGGGUCUUCAUCAACUACACCUACAAGCGCUUCGAGGGCCUCACAGCCCGAGGGACCAUCCCCUCCUACAUGAAGACAGGGAAGAGAUGAAUAAUUUCUUUGUUCACUCACUCACUCUACCUGCUCCUCAGACUGGCAUUCAAAAGGAAUACACCAUGGAGCCCACUGACCACUCCUCUAGCUCCAAAAGACACUAAAUUACCCUUGUUUUGGGCCCUUCCUGCUGAAGGGAUGUUCCUCCUUCCCUUGCAUGGGACUUGUUGAAGGGCUCUGUGUAGAGAAGUGUGGCCUACUCUAGUCUGUGUCGAUCUAAAAAAAAAAAAAAAAGUUCCCAUUAUACUGUCUGCAAGCUCAAUUCUUCAUGGAAUAAUUGUUUUUCUAUAUGGAAACUCACAUGCUGUUCCACCCCAGUAUUUAAUUUCCCAUAGCUUUUUUUCAAGUGGGAUCCACCAAAGAGCAGUCUUGGAGAUGUUAUUUCCCUAGUUUGGGGAACAUCUCUCAGAUCUCCACUAGCAUCGGUCCAACUUGGCCAAGACUGAUUCUCUAUGCUUCAUCAUUCCACAGGAACGAACCAAGAUACCAGCAUAACAGGUCACCCUUGGGGCCAGAGCCUGUUGUCACACCAGCGGACCACACUCAACUGGCUAUACCCGCAUUCCUUCACUUUUCCCGUCAUAAACGGGCUUUGAAGUCUUAGCGGAGCGGCCAAUUAUCAAGGUCCUGGGAUCCAAUAUGCCUCGCUUUUCUGUCAAAGGGCUAGCUUUUCUCUCCUCAGUCCUUUUUCAACAAGAGAAAAAUGCUCCACACACAAUCGAGUUCUCCAUCUUUAGAAAUUAGGUCCCCCUAUUAAAACUAUUAGAAAUGGAGUGUCAUUUGACGGGAACUAAUGAGAUUUUAGUAAGCUCUCUGAAGCAUCUUGGGUGCUAGGCCUUCCGACAGGUUGUCUGUUGCAACAAGGCACCUCUUAACCAAAGAGAUUAUUAUUUUAGGGUUUCAAUGUAAUUGCUUUGUCCCCAUGUAAUUGUCACUUCAAUACCAUCAAUGGUAGAGCUGUUUUUAUACAUGGAUUUAUGCAAGUGUUUAUAGCAAUAUAAUCACCUCUCUGGAAUAUGAUUCCAUUUGAAAUGGAACUACACCUCCCAGAAGCCCACUUGUUUAGAUUCAUUCUUGAUUUGACAAUCAUCCACUUUUGAAGGGUAGCAUUCAUGUUGUCCUGAGUUUUUAUUAUUCGCCAAUAAUCUGUUAGUGCUAUAACUUUUUCUGGAUAUGCGACUCUGACUCUGUACUCUGACCCCAGGUUCGGAUCAUUCACGUCACCUUUCACGUCUUGUCUAUAGUUUCCUCUUGCUGUCGCUUGUUUUUUUUUCUUAGCAACUGAGCGUUGAGUAACAUUUUAAACAUUGCAUUUGUCUCAAGUUUUGUCAAGGAUAUGUCACCUGGAAGUUCCUUACUUUUCAAGAGGUGUGAGGGAGAAACUCUGACCUUAAUUCUACCCAGGGCUAUAUGUGACUGUCCUUAAAACAAAAUCCCAAAUGCUGUGUCAUUUGAAUCGAAUGUAAUCCCAAGGUGUAGUGGCAGAUUCAUUUCAUGCCAUGUUAAUUCCAAAAUGCUGAAUGGAAUGUAGCCACAGCCACCAUUAGUGGUAGGUUUCUGUCACUCAGGGAAGAUGUCAUCUGGUCUUUUCUUAAAUCCCUGUAUGGUGUUCUGGGUAGUUUAGAGUACUUGCUGAAAUUUAAUAGCCGGAUUAUUUAUUUUUUACAACUGAGCGACAGCUGAUUCGAGACUGGUCUCUAAUCAUUUUACUGAUGCUUGAUGUCUAAAUGAUUCUGUAAUGCUGGGUUUAAAAACUUUGGGCGGAUGAGGUGGGAAAGUGCAUAUGACUUUUUAAAUGAUUGUAUUGUUAAUUUAUGCUGCUUGGGGUGUGUGUGAUUUGCUUGUCUUCAGAGGAAUGGUUGAUAUGCUCAGUAAAAAUGAGAUGUUUGAUUAACCCACACUGAUAACUUGAGGUUAUUUUGUAGAUGUCACCUGUAUGCUGUUCUUUUUCCCCAGGCAUACGUGUGUGUGUGUGUGUGUGCCAGUCAACAGUUUGGACACCUACUCAUUCAAAGGUUUUUAUUUUUUACAAUUUUCUACAUUGUAGAAUAGUAGUGACGGCAUCUCAACUAUGAAAUAACACGCGAAAUUAUGUAGUAACCAAAAAAUGAGAUUCUUCAACGUAGACAUUCUUUGCCUUGAUGACAGCUUUGCAGUCUUGGCAUUCUCAACCAGCUUCAACUGUAAAUGCUUUUCCAACAGUCUUGAAGGAGUUCCCACAUGCUGAGCACCUUUCGGCUGCUUUUCCUUCACUCUGCGAUCCAACUCAUCCCAAACCAUCUCAAUUGGGUUGAAUUCAGCUGAUUGUGGAGGCCAGGUCAUCUGACGCAGCACUCCAUCACACUCCUUGGUCAAAUAGCCCUAACACAGCCUGGAGGUCCAUUGUCCUGUUGAAAAACUAAUUAUAGUCCCACUAAGUCCAUACCAGAUGGGAUGGUGUAUUGCUGCAGAAUGCUGUGGUAGCCAUGCUGGUUAAGUGUGCCUUGAAUUCUAAAUUAGUGUCACCGGUAAAGCACCAUCACACUUACUCCGUGCUUCACGGUGGGAACCACACAUGUGGAGAUCAUCUGUUCACCUACUCUGUGUCUCAAAGACACUGCGGUUGGAACCAAAAAUCUCACAUUUGGACUCAGACCGAAGGACAGACUUCCACUGGUCUAAUGUCUAUUGCUUGUGUUUUCCCAAGCAAGUCUUCUUGAUGUCCUUUUUAGUAGUGGUUUCUUUACAGCAAUUUGACCAUGAAGGCCUGAUUUCACACAGUUGAGAUGUCUGUUACUUGAACUCUGAAGCAUUUUUUUGGGGCUGUGAUUUGAGUGAGUGGUGAAGCUGGUAACUAAUGAAUGUAUCCUCUGCAGCAGAGGUAACUCUGGGUCUUCCUUUCCUGUGGUGGUCCUCAGAGCCAGUUUCAUCACAGCGCUUGAUGUUUUUUUCUCUCAACUGCACUUGAAGAAACGUUCAAAAUUCUUGGUGUUCUGUAUUGACUGACCUUCAUGUCUUAAAGUAAUUAUGAACUGUUUCUCCUUGCUUAUUUGAGCUGUUCUUGCCAUAAUAUGGACUUGGUAUUUUACCAAAUAGGGCUAUCUUCUGUAUACCACCCCUACUUUGUCACAACUGAUUGGUUCAAAUGCAUUAAGAAAUUCCACAAAUUAACUUUAACGAUGCACACCUGCUAAUUGAAAAGCAUUCCAGGUGAAGCUGUUUGAGAGAAUGCCAAGAGUGUGCAAAGCUGUCAAGGUAAAGGGUGGCUACUUUGAAGGAUCUAAAAUAUAUUUUGAUUUAACACUUUAUUUGGUUACUACAUGAUUCCAUAUGUGUUAUUUCAUAGUUUGUCUUCACUAUUAUUCAACAAUGCAGAAAACUGUAAAAAAUAAACUCUUGAAUGUGUCAACUUUUUGUGUGUGAAUAUUUAAUCAUAAGUAGGGGGUUGUAAUUUAAUGGAUGUGAAUAUUUGACAAUGAAUAACUAACCCUGCA